CCACAUCUCUGGGAAGCAUUGUGGGUAAGAGGAGGAACUAAACCCUCCCCACGUGUCUGCUGGAGUUUCACCAACAUGGCUGCUGGCUGAGAUUCCCCCCACCGGACCUGUGGGCACAUUGCUACGAGCCUAGGAGUGGGGGGGGAACCGGCAGCCUCUCCCCUCCGCCCGCUGGAGGACGAGUUUGUUCUAACAAUACUAGCCACUCACCUUGUGUUUCCAUGCUACUAUGGCAAAUGAAGAAGAUGACCCAAUUAUACAGGAGAUUGAUGUGUACCUGGCCAAAAGUCUGUCAGAGAAACUGUAUCUGUUCCAGUAUCCCAUUCGGCCAGCUUCAAUGACGUAUGAUGAUGUAACUCAUCUCUCGGCAAAGAUAAAACCAAAGCAGCAAAAGGUCGAACUGGAAAUGGCCAUUGAUACUUUGAAUCCCAAUUAUUGUCGCAGCAAAGGGGAACAAAUAGCACUCAACGUUGAUGGCACGUGUGCAGAUGAAAUGAGCACGUAUUCCUCGAAGAUGAUGGACAAGCAAGCUUUCUGCUCCUCGCAGACGACCAGUAACAUAUCUCGAUAUGCCGCUGCUAUCUACAGAAAAGGUGAGCUCCACCUUACUCCGCUACACGGAAUCUUGCAAAUGAGGCCAAGUUUCACCUACUUGGACAAAGCUGACGCCAAAUAUAGAGAACGAGAAGCUGCUAAUGAGCCCGGUGAUUCUUCCCAGGAUGAAGCUGAAGAAGAUGUCAAGCAAAUCACAGUGAGGUUCUCCCGGCCAGAGUCGGAACAGGCCCGUCAACGUCGGGUUCAGUCUUAUGAGUUCCUGCAGAAGAGGCAGGCCGAAGAGCACUGGGUUCAUUUGCAUUAUUACGGUUUAAGGGACAGCCGUUCUGAACAUGAGCGCCAGUAUUUGUUUAGCCAAGAUCAUAGCAUGGCUGGGAAUACUGAAUUAAUUAAAUCACCAAGUGAAUACUUGAUGAUGCUGGUACCUCCGAGUAUAGAAGAUGAAAAAGACAAACCAGUGGCCCCAAGCAACGUGUUUUCCAUGGCUCAACUGAGGACACUGCCCCUUGCUGACCAGAUCAAGAUCUUGAUGAAAAAUGUGAAGGUCAUUGCUUUUGCAAAUCUGAUGAGCCUCUUGGCUUCUGGGACCGAUCCCACAGCAGUUUUGCGGUGUAUACAGCAGGUGGCGCUAUUGGUGCAGGGAAACUGGGUUGUGAAAAGUGAUGUCCUGUAUCCAAAAGAUACCUCCAGUCCACAUAGUGGAGUCCCAGCAGAAGUGCUUUGCAGGGGAAGGGAUUUUGUUAUGUGGAAGUUUACUCAGGACCGCUGGGUGGUUCGGAAAGAAGUAGCAACAGUUACAAAACUUGGCCCAGAAGAUGUAAAAGACUUCUUGGAACAUAUGUCUUUCCUUAGGAUAAACAGAGGCUGGGAAUUCAAGCUCCGCUAUGAUGACGAUUUUGUCCGGAAGCAUCCAGAUGUGGUCCAGAGGCAACAGAUGCUCUGGAUGGGCAUUCAGGCCAAGUUGGAGAAAGUGUACAACUUGGCAAAAGAGCACAUGGCACCAAAGAAACAAGCUGCACAAACAGCUCCUGCCUUGCUGGUUUCUGGAGAACAGAGGGUCAACCUGGCAAAAGCGAAAGUCAGGCAGACCUACGGGCAGCUGGAGCAAGACUUCCAGAAGCGGAAAGCAGAGGGCAAAGCCAACGAGGCUACCUGCCCGGUGGACAUUCUUGGUGUACGUAUAAAGGAGGAGCCACUGAGCGAUGAGGAGCCUAUGGACACAUCCAUUUGCGAUGGCCUCAAUAACGGACUGGUCAACGGUAUUCAUUCAGAAGAGAACUCCAUGGACUCCAUAAGCUGCCACUUGCCAGUCCAAGAGAGAGUCACGCAAGAACUCAGAGCCUUUUUGGUGGCAACAUUUAAGAAACAGUAUGUCCUAACUCUGAAUGAGCUUAAACGGUUAUUUAAUCUCCACGUGGCUAGUCUGCCUCCUGGGAAUCUCUUGUUUAGCGGCAUUUCAGACAAAAUGUUACAGGACAUGGUGUUGGACAUGGGCUGCAAACAAAUAACGGUGCCUUUUCCUCCACAGACAACUGCGUUACCAGAUGAACAAAAGGUCUUUGCACUUUGGGAAGCUGGUGACGUCUACGAUCAGCACCGGCAAAUUUUGCUCGAAAUCUUUUCCAAAAACUACAGAGUACGUAGAAACGUCAUUCAGAAUCGGCUGGCCAGGGAAUACGGAGAGGAUCUAGAUAAACAGGAGAUGGAUAAAAUCUUGAAGGACUGCUGCGUAAGCCAGGGUGGCAUGUGGUAUCUUAAAGGGACAGUACAGCAGCCAACAUCUUGACGAAAAGAGUUUGCUUUAAUGGCAUCAGGUGAACUCCAGGACCGAAGAGGAAAAGGCGUAACAGGCAGGAAAGCAAACCAAUGCCCUCUUUCCCCACCACCCACCAACAAGGGGCAGAGCCUGAUCUACUCGCUGCCCUGCGGAUGGAAGAAGUUAGGGACACUGCUCAUCUACUUGUUUGUAUGGCAUCCACAGUGCCAACUUUCAAUAGAAAAAAAUUUGGAUCUUUACGAGCUGUUAGAUUAAUUUGGGAUUCAUGAUGUAUUUUGCUUCUCAUUCUCAUUAUAGCAAAAAAAAAACCCUUAUACUGACCCGGAUGUUACAGAAGAUCAUGAUCUAAUGUUUUAUUUUGUAACAAAUGUCAAUAAAUUGCAAGUUUACACUUA
This is a messenger RNA of Rhineura floridana, 2727 nucleotides long. It is a transcript of the gene POLR3E, whose product is annotated as RNA polymerase III subunit E. Gene Ontology annotation, cellular component: nucleus; RNA polymerase III complex. Lineage: Eukaryota; Metazoa; Chordata; Lepidosauria; Squamata; Rhineuridae. Bases 230 to 2341 code for a protein of 703 amino acids. The record is from RefSeq and is a predicted model, not a curated record. Gene Ontology annotation, biological process: DNA-templated transcription. The transcript has 21 exons.